AUGGAAACCCUAUGCCUGUUGGGGUGUGGCAACCUCGGAGCGGCGAUUCUGAACAGUCUGCUCGGCACAGCCGAGAGCAAGCCUCUUUUCAGUCAAUUCGUCGCUUGUGUCCGCAGCGAAGCCUCGGUGAAAAAGCUAGCGGAUCGAUACCCCCAACAUCAAGAACGGCUGACCAUUUCUCGUGGCGACAACAUCAACGCCGUGCGGCAGUCCGAUGUGAUUAUCUUAGGAGUUGAUCCCGCCGAUAUCGACUCUGUGCUGAAGCAGCAUGGGCUACGUGAGGUGUUGGAGGGGAAGCUCCUGAUCAGUAUCGCAGCAGGCUGGACCAGACAGAAGCUCGAAGAAGCCAUCUACGGAAGCGAAACGACCGAUGGCAACAAGCUUGGCCGGGCAUGGGUCAUCCGCACUCUCCCCAACAUUGCGGCGCAGGUCUCACAGUCUUUGACAGCCAUCGAGGUCUCCGAGCCCUCUCCGCCAGAGCACUACCUGACGAUCACGACCGCGAUUUUCGAGCGCAUCGGGCGCGCGGUGCAGAUCGAGCCACGACACAUGAAUGCGACCACCGCAGUGGGAGGAUCCACGCCGGCCUUUUUUGCCGUGAUCUGCGAUGCCCUGAUCGAUGCCGCCGUAGCGGUUGGUGUUCCGCGGCACCUGGCACGUACCAUGAUUAUCCAGUCCAUGCUAGGAACGGCCACGGUGCUCCAGGGAGGAAUGCAUCCAGCUGUGCUCCGGGAUCAAGGCACAUCACCGGAGGGAUGUACGAUUGGUGGGUUGAUGGUGAUGGAGGAGGCGGGUGUUCGCGGUCAUGUUGGACGCGCCCUUCGCGAAGCGGUCACAUUGGCGCGUCUCAUGGAGACAACAGAGCAUGUCAACGACACAAGGCAUUAA
Molecule: messenger RNA, 888 nt
Organism: Penicillium canariense
Lineage: Eukaryota; Fungi; Ascomycota; Eurotiomycetes; Eurotiales; Aspergillaceae
Product: pyrroline-5-carboxylate reductase family protein
Exons: 2
Coding region: 1-888 (295 amino acids)
Biological process (GO): L-proline biosynthetic process
Molecular function (GO): pyrroline-5-carboxylate reductase activity
Source: RefSeq, a predicted model, not a curated record